CAAUAAACUUUCGUGGCAAGUUUCCUUUCAACCCUCACUUGAGUCGCUUCUCCCUCUUUGCCUCGUCCUCCUACUCCGUCGAGCGCUAGGGUUUAAUCGGCUCCUCACGGCAGCUAGGGUUUAGCAAAAUGGUGGCGGAUCGCGGCAAGAAAUCGAAGGCAUCCGACGCUGCCCCAGAAGACGACUCCAAUCGCAUUGACCAGGACCUGAUUGUCUCCGUUGAGAAGCUUCAGGAGGUCCAAGAUGAGCUCGAGAAGGUGAAUGAGCAAGCAAGUGAUGAGGUAUUGGAAGUCGAACAGAAGUAUAAUGAGAUAAGAAGGCCUGUUUAUGAUAAACGGAAUGAAGUUAUUAAAUCUAUUCCUGACUUUUGGUUGACUGCUUUCAUGAGUCAUCCUGCACUUGGUGAUCUUUUGAGUGAGGAAGACCAGAAGAUCUUCAAGUACUUUGAUUCUUUAUACGUGGAGGACUUCAAGGAUGUGGCAUCUGGCUACUCCAUAACUUUUAACUUCAAGACAAAUCCUUAUUUUGAAGAUGCAAAACUUGUUAAGACAUUUACCUUUCAUGAGGAGGGAACAACACAAAUAACGGGUACGGACAUUAAGUGGAAGGAAGGCAUGGGCAUUGCAAAUGGAGGUGAACAUGAUAAGAAAGGAAACAAACGCCCACCACCUGAAGAGAGCUUUUUCACUUGGUUCACUGAAACACAGCAGAAAGAUAUCGCUGAUGGUUUCAGUGAUGAGGUUGCAGAGAUCAUCAAGGAGGACCUGUGGCCCAAUCCUUUGAAAUACUUCAACAAUGAAGCGGAUGAGGAAGAUACUGACGGAGAUGAGGAUGACGAAGAACAGGAAAAGGAGGAAGAAGAGGAAGAAGGGGAGGACGAGGAAUGAGGUGCAUCAUCAUCAUCUUGAGGCACUUGUUCCUAGCAACGCUUUCAUAAUUUCGAUGUCGAGAAGUGACUGUUAGUGAGUGUUAUUGUUGACUCAUUAGAACUCUAAAAUCAUUCAAAGCCAGAGAGGAUAUUUGUCAAUGUGGAUGCUUGAAGCCGUCUUUGGGUACUUCUGAGAUUAUCUUAUCUAUGUUAGUUUUGUUAAGGUGAGGUGUUUGUGAUUUCAUGUUUGGCACACUACUAAAACUAGGCAACCAACAACUUCAUCGCAAAAAUAAUGUCGGAUGUUUACU
This is a messenger RNA of Cuscuta campestris, 1179 nucleotides long. The record is from the annotation of a GenBank genome assembly. NCBI's taxonomy places the organism in Eukaryota, Viridiplantae, Streptophyta, Magnoliopsida, Solanales, Convolvulaceae.